Molecule: messenger RNA, 537 nt
Organism: Annulohypoxylon truncatum
Lineage: Eukaryota; Fungi; Ascomycota; Sordariomycetes; Xylariales; Hypoxylaceae
Exons: 3
Coding region: 1-537 (178 amino acids)
Cellular component (GO): mitochondrion
Source: RefSeq, a predicted model, not a curated record
AUGCUUCCCCAACGAAUCGCGAGAGCUUCGGCUCUCCGAUCAGCAUCGCUAGUAGCGCGAAGGCUACCUAUCGUUCAACAACGCACAUUUCUUCCGCGAUCAUACACCGACCCCGCCGUCCUCGAAGAGAAGUAUCCCGAGAAUCCAACUCUCACAGAAGCGGAAGACCCGGGCCAGAACGGCGGCUACAUCAAUCCCCCGGCAAUCAAGAGACAGUUCCGCGAUCCGCACGGUGACUGGUGGGACAAGCAGGAGAGGCGCAACUUCGGCGAGCCUGUUCAUGAGGACAAUGAUCUUCUAGGCAUCUUUUCUCCCUACGAAUACACCUGGAUCUCGCCAGGUAAAGGAUUAUUGCAGGUUGGCGCAUUCAUUGCUACCGUCGUAGGAGUAUGUUGGGUUGUUGGACGAUUAUAUCCCGACAAGCAGUCUUUCCCCCGGGAGUUUGAGGGUGGCUUAGAUCGUGAAUUGGGUGGCGCCGGUGCACUGAGAGCAAGAGCUCCUGGCGACCCAGAGCCAUACCAAGUUGAGGAAGAAUAA